AUGGCCUGGUUCCAACGGACCAUCGCCCUGCCCCCGCGCUCCCGCGGCUCCUACUUAAUCACCGACCACAUCGUCUCCGAACUCCCCGAGCUGCGCACGUACAAGACCGGCCUGCUCAACCUCUUCAUCCAGCACACCAGCUGCGCCCUCAGCUUGAACGAGAACUGGGACGAGGACGUGCGAGCCGACAUGAGCGAUGCGCUGGAUCGCAUUGCGCCGGAAGAUCGCAAGGGGGACUUGUAUCGGCAUAGUGCGGAGGGGUCGGAUGAUAUGCCGGCGCACAUCAAAUCUGCACUCAUUGGUGCAUCUGUCACUAUCCCAAUCACCGACGGGAGGCUGGCGACAGGCACCUGGCAGGGCAUCUGGUAUCUAGAAUUCCGCGCGAGAAAACACUCGCGCAAGGUUGUGGCGACUAUCCAGGGGGAGAAGAUGUAG
Molecule: messenger RNA, 435 nt
Organism: Histoplasma capsulatum G186AR
Lineage: Eukaryota; Fungi; Ascomycota; Eurotiomycetes; Onygenales; Ajellomycetaceae
Exons: 2
Coding region: 1-435 (144 amino acids)
Source: RefSeq, a predicted model, not a curated record